Zalophus californianus (California sea lion) is the source of this 1374-nucleotide messenger RNA. RefSeq names its product cyclin dependent kinase 1 (gene CDK1). Gene Ontology annotation, biological process: protein phosphorylation; mitotic G2 DNA damage checkpoint signaling; G2/M transition of mitotic cell cycle. Bases 153 to 1046 code for a protein of 297 amino acids. Gene Ontology annotation, molecular function: RNA polymerase II CTD heptapeptide repeat kinase activity; cyclin-dependent protein serine/threonine kinase activity; ATP binding. Gene Ontology annotation, cellular component: nucleus. Lineage: Eukaryota; Metazoa; Chordata; Mammalia; Carnivora; Otariidae. The record is from RefSeq and is a predicted model, not a curated record. The transcript is spliced from 8 exons.
GCCGUUUCCACUCUCUUUCGCGCUUCAGCCACCCGGGAAGCCCAGCCCCAAGCGUCGCUGGGCUCCGAUUGGCUCCUUUGAAAGUCUACGGACUACCUGAUUGGUGGGCCUCGGGCCCUUCAGCGCGGAUCUACCAAAUCUGCUGAUUAACUAUGGAAGAUUAUACCAAAAUAGAGAAAAUUGGAGAAGGUACCUAUGGAGUUGUGUAUAAGGGUAGACACAAAACUACAGGUCAAGUGGUAGCCAUGAAGAAAAUCAGACUAGAAAGUGAAGAGGAAGGGGUUCCUAGUACUGCAAUUCGGGAAAUUUCUCUAUUAAAAGAGCUUCGUCAUCCAAAUAUAGUCAGUCUUCAAGAUGUGCUUAUGCAAGAUUCCAGGUUAUAUCUCAUCUUUGAAUUCCUUUCCAUGGAUCUCAAGAAAUACUUAGAUUCCAUCCCUCCUGGUCAGUUCAUGGAUUCUUCACUUGUUAAGAGUUAUUUGUACCAAAUCCUACAAGGGAUUGUGUUUUGCCACUCCAGAAGAGUUCUGCACAGAGACUUAAAACCUCAAAAUCUAUUGAUUGAUGACAAAGGAACAAUUAAACUGGCUGAUUUUGGCCUUGCCAGAGCUUUUGGAAUACCUAUUAGAGUAUACACACAUGAGGUGGUAACACUCUGGUAUAGAUCGCCAGAAGUAUUGCUGGGGUCAGCUCGCUACUCAACUCCAGUUGACAUUUGGAGUAUAGGCACCAUAUUUGCAGAAUUAGCAACCAAGAAACCACUUUUCCAUGGGGAUUCAGAAAUCGAUCAACUCUUCAGAAUUUUCAGAGCUUUGGGCACUCCCAAUAAUGAAGUGUGGCCAGAAGUGGAAUCUUUACAGGACUAUAAGAAUACAUUUCCCAAGUGGAAACCAGGAAGCCUGGCAUCCCAUGUUAAAAACUUGGAUGAAAAUGGCUUGGAUCUGCUCUCGAAAAUGUUAGUCUAUGAUCCUGCCAAACGAAUUUCUGGCAAAAUGGCACUGAAUCAUCCAUAUUUUAAUGAUUUGGACAAUCAGAUUAAGAAGAUAUAGCUUUCUGACAAAGAGUUUCCACGUAUCAAGAACAGAUAGUUAUAUUUUUACUGCUAACUUUGUCUGUUUUUGUUUUGUGUAUUUUUCUUUUCUUUGUUGUAAACUUAAGCUGUACUUCAUCUUCUGAUUUCAAAAGUGUAACUUAAAAAUGUAAAUAUUGUUCUAUAUGAAUUUAAAUAUAAUUCUGUAUAUGUUUAUAGAUCUCACCGUAACAACUAUUUUUUUUUUUUUAAGAUUUUAUUUAUUUAUUUGACAGAGAGAGACACAACGAGAGAGGGAACACAAGCAGGGGGAGUGGGAGAGGGAGAAGCAGGCUUCCCAUGGAGCA